UGGAUUAAAACUUAAAUAUAUAAUUUGGUUUAUUUUCUAAUUAUAGUUAUUAUCUAGUUAUUAGAUAAUUAUUUUCAGAAAGUAAUGGGAAAAUUAUUGUCAGAAGUUUCUGAGACAAGAAGCAAUAUUAAAAAGAAAGAGCAGAGUUUACCUACUAAGUUGGUCAUACGUCGUCUUCCUUCGACUCUCACUGAAGAGGAACUUAAAGCAAAGUUGACUUUUCCACCUCAUGAUUAUUUUUUCUUUACUGGACCAAAUUACAGUUUUGGCAAUGAUGGAUUUACUCGAGCAUAUGUCAAUUUUAUUGAAUACAAUGAUGUACUUGAUUUUCGAAACAAGUUUGAUGGAUAUAUAUUUUAUGAUAAUUUAGGAAAUGAAUUUAGUGCAGUAAUUGAAUAUGCACCUUGUCAGCAAAUACCUCGAACAAAACAAAAAAUUGAUCAAAAGAUAAACACAUUUGAUAAAGAUCCUGAAUACUUACAGUUUUUGGAAAAUCUUGGAAAACAAGUUGAGCUUCUUCCCAGUGCUGAAAAAUAUAUAGAAGAAUUACAGGCAUUGACAAUUGCCGACAAAAAGAGAGAAAAGACACGCACUCCAUUAACUGAUUACUUAAAAGAAAAAAGAGAUAGUCGUAUUGCUGCAAGACAAUUAGCUAUAGCUCAACGCGAGAAGGAAAGAAAGCAGAGAUUAGAAGAAAAAGAAAAGCGUAGAGAGAGAGAAAAAGAACGUAAAAGUAAACAAGAAAAAGAAAAACUUGAUAGAAAAAAUUUAGAGAAAGAAAAAAGUGAAAAAAAAGAAUAUAAAAAGGAUAAAGUCAAAGAUGGAGAUGACAAAAAAGUGAAUGAUGAUGCAAAAGUUAAUGAUGCAUUAAAAGUUGAGAAUAAAGUUGCAGAACAAUUUAAAUCCUCAGAACAAUUUAAAACAGAUAUAAAUCGAUCUUCCAAAUCUUAUGAAAGUAAAAAGCGAUAUCCUGAGCGCAAUGAUAAAUAUCGUGAAAAAGAUGAUAGACAAAGUCGGUCUUAUCGAAAUGAUGGACAAGAUAAAUAUAACAAUGAUCAGUAUGAAAAUCGCAAAAAUCGACACUCUCGUGAUAAGGAAUCAAAUCUAGAAGAUGUUUCCAAAGAGCGAAAUAUUUCUAAAGAAUGUGAAAAAGUUGAAAAAACUAAAGAAGUUGCUGAAACACCAGAUGCAACAAGAGUCAAAAAGUUGCAACAAGAACAAGAUAAAGUUGAAGAAAAUGAAUCAAAUGAUAAAGCUCCUGUAGUACCAACUGAAGAAUCUAAAAAAGAAGCAUCUAGUUCAGUGAAAUCUGCAAAAAAGCCUCGACCUGAAAUAAAAAUUUAUCGUCCACCAUCUGAUCGAUCAGCACCAGCUAAAAGUGAAAAAAAAGAUACUGAUAAUGUUAAAGGAGAGAAGGUAAAAUCUAUCCGUGAAAAAACACGCGAUAACUCGCGAUCUACUCGUUACGACAAAUAUGAUAAGUCGCAAGGUGAAAUUAGAAAGAAAGCCGAACGUUCCACCGAAAACGAGAACCGUUCGUCUAGAGAUAAUAAAUGCGACAAUUCGACUUCUCAUGACAGAACCGCAGAAAAAAUACUUGAAAAGAUUAAGUCUGAUGUUAACAAAAGUUAUGACAAAAUAUCUGAUAAGGAAGAAAAAACUCCGAAAAAAACAAAUGCUGAAAUUGAACGAGAUAAAGAAUUGGAACAAGAAAGAUAUCGUAUGAACUGGUUAGUUAAACAAUGAUUGUACUAAAAAGAAAAGUUUUUAGUUUUGUUUUAAAAAGAAUCGUUUAAAAGUAAUUUAUUAUAAACCUUUUGAAGCGAAUUUAAGCCUAAUUUAUAUAUUGUGCAUGUAUAUUUAAAAUAUAAUUUUUCAUUUCAUAA
Hydra vulgaris (swiftwater hydra) is the source of this 1886-nucleotide messenger RNA. Its product is annotated as regulator of nonsense transcripts 3B. Gene Ontology annotation, molecular function: mRNA binding. NCBI's taxonomy places the organism in Eukaryota, Metazoa, Cnidaria, Hydrozoa, Anthoathecata, Hydridae. The record is from RefSeq and is a predicted model, not a curated record. Gene Ontology annotation, cellular component: cytoplasm; nucleolus. Gene Ontology annotation, biological process: nuclear-transcribed mRNA catabolic process, nonsense-mediated decay; positive regulation of translation.